AUGUCAAUCGAAGGGGAAGAAGGUAUUGACCUAAUUGACUUCAUGAGUCCACAAGAAAGCAACAUGGAAGGAGUAACCUAUGAAGGAGUAAGUCAGGAAAAUGGUAAUGAGGAGGUCAGAGAAGGUGAUCCAAAAGAUGAUGAAGAUGAUAAUGUCCCAGAUGUGAAAGGAAAAUUGAUGUUUAAUGAAGACAUACCUUGGAAGAAGCAGUUGCCAAUUCUAGGUAUGAGGUACUGGCAAGUGCUUCCUAGUGGCCUGAAUACAUUUGAAACAAGAAACUUAGGAGAGUCUUAUGGAGUUGAUUUGGAAAAGAAAACAUGUACUUGUAGGAUUUGGCAAAUGAAUGGGUAUGGGUGUGUACACUCAGUGGCAACCAUUAGUUAUGUAAAUAGAGAUAUAGAGGCAUUUGUUGAUCCUUUAUAUCGUGCUUGCAUAUAUAUGAACACCUACAAGUACUCAAUAGGAAGCAUGAAUGGGAGUGCAAUGUGGCCCCCAACAGACUACAUACCACCUUUGCCACCUUUGAAAAGGAAGAUGCCAGGGAGACCCAUUACUAAUAGAAAGAGGGACAGUACCGAGGUUAGUGGAUCACACAAAGUAUCCAAGGCAGGGAAAAAGAUGGUAUGUGGUGUUUGUAAGAAAUCAGGCCACAAUAAGUCAACCUGUGAUGCAGUGUCAAAGGCCCAAAAAGUGAGGUCAAAAAAGGAAGGCAGAAGGUGA
This is a messenger RNA of Lactuca virosa, 720 nucleotides long. The record is from the annotation of a GenBank genome assembly. NCBI's taxonomy places the organism in Eukaryota, Viridiplantae, Streptophyta, Magnoliopsida, Asterales, Asteraceae.